Chinchilla lanigera (long-tailed chinchilla) is the source of this 2858-nucleotide messenger RNA. It is a transcript of the gene Sephs1, whose product is annotated as selenophosphate synthetase 1. Gene Ontology annotation, molecular function: ATP binding; selenide, water dikinase activity. Gene Ontology annotation, biological process: L-selenocysteine biosynthetic process. Bases 26 to 1204 code for a protein of 392 amino acids. The transcript is spliced from 8 exons. Lineage: Eukaryota; Metazoa; Chordata; Mammalia; Rodentia; Chinchillidae. Gene Ontology annotation, cellular component: cytoplasm. The record is from RefSeq and is a predicted model, not a curated record.
UUGUGAGGCUCCUGGGCCCAGAACCAUGUCUUCGAGGGAGUCCUUUAACCCGGAAACUUACGAACUGGACAAAAGCUUCCGGCUAACCAGGUUCACUGAACUGAAGGGCACGGGAUGCAAAGUGCCCCAAGAUGUCCUGCAGAAACUGUUGGAAUCCUUACAGGAGAACCACUUCCAAGAAGAUGAACAGUUCCUGGGAGCCGUUAUGCCAAGACUUGGCAUUGGAAUGGAUACUUGCGUCAUUCCUUUGAGGCACGGUGGUCUUUCCUUGGUUCAAACCACGGAUUACAUUUAUCCUAUUGUAGACGACCCUUACAUGAUGGGCAGGAUAGCGUGUGCCAAUGUCCUCAGUGACCUGUAUGCAAUGGGGGUCACAGAGUGUGACAACAUGCUGAUGCUCCUUGGAGUCAGUAACAAAAUGACCGACAGGGAAAGGGAUAAAGUGAUGCCCCUGAUUAUACAGGGCUUUAAAGAUGCAGCAGAGGAAGCGGGAACAUCUGUGACAGGUGGCCAGACGGUACUGAACCCCUGGAUUGUCCUGGGCGGAGUCGCUACAACGGUCUGCCAACCCAACGAGUUCAUCAUGCCAGACAACGCAGUGCCUGGAGACGUGCUUGUGUUGACAAAACCCCUGGGGACACAAGUGGCCGUCGCUGUGCACCAGUGGCUGGACAUUCCUGAAAAAUGGAAUAAAAUUAAGCUAGUGGUCACCCAAGAAGACGUGGAGUUGGCAUACCAAGAAGCCAUGAUGAACAUGGCACGGCUCAACAGAACAGCUGCAGGACUUAUGCACACAUUCAACGCCCAUGCGGCCACUGACAUCACAGGUUUCGGGAUUUUGGGCCACGCACAGAACCUGGCUAAGCAACAGAGGAACGAGGUGUCGUUUGUGAUUCACAACCUUCCCGUGCUGGCAAAGAUGGCUGCUGUGAGCAAGGCCUGUGGAAAUAUGUUUGGCCUCAUGCAUGGGACCUGCCCAGAGACAUCAGGAGGCCUGCUCAUCUGCUUACCACGUGAGCAAGCGGCUCGGUUCUGUGCAGAGAUAAAGUCCCCCAAAUACGGUGAAGGUCACCAAGCGUGGAUUAUUGGGAUUGUAGAGAAGGGCAACCGCACGGCCAGGAUCAUAGACAAGCCCCGGAUCAUCGAAGUCGCACCACAGGUGGCCACUCAAAGCGUGAAUCCCACACCUGGUGCUACCUCCUAAUCUUAGACAGAGAUAGCCAUUUGGUUCUGUUUUUAAAUAGAUAUAAUUCCUUUAUCAUAACUUCAAUUAAAGACUACAGUGUAAGCAACAACAAAAAUCUCAUUGUGUCUACACAUCUGGUGACCUUAGGUCGGUUUGUGAGUGGAUGCAAUUCAUAAAAUGAAAUCCAUGGCCUUCUUUCCCUGUUACGUUAACUGAAGAUGCACCUGAUCUUGAGGCAGCUUCUGAGUUGAGGAUUAUAUUGUUAUCCAAUACUGUUGAUUCAUUUUGAAUCUUAGACACGUAUCUCUCGCCGCAUAGGCUCUUCCUAAAGGUGCUUUCCCACAGCACAGACAUUACCAAGAGUAAUGUCACAUAGCAGUCUGUGUCUUUCAUUCUGUGUGUAUUUAUCAUAGCAGUCUGGUCCUUUUUUUAAGUGUCUUGGAUGGUAUUCUGGAAAGACAGAAUUGGUAAGUGACACGCUGGUCUCCCGCAGUGUGAGCAUUGCAUGAUUCCUUUGCGUCUUUGAUUUGUAAGGCUGAGUCUGAUAAUUCAGGAGCAUCUCUGACCCAGGCAGGACAUUCUUCACUGAGUGUUCAGGUCAGCAAGGCAAGUGCUUCACUGCAUGGAAAGCACUUUGAAGACAACGAAGACUUUUCUUCUUUUGUAGCCUUUCUGGUAUUCACAGUAAUAUCAUUAACUGUUUUCUUUACUGAUAGCAAAAAAGAAUACUUUUUGCAAUGUAAUUAGAUAUCCUAUAGUACGAGGAAUUGCCUUCUGAUAAGGGGUUGGUUCAUGUAUAGUACUCAUUUACAAUUCAAUAUAUAAUUAACUACACAAAUUUUUAAGUAUAACCAGUAAUAAAGACUUCUGUGGACGGUAGUGUUUAAUACAUUCUCUAUUUUGUAUAGUGAUUUCAGCCUAAUAAUUAGCAUUGUUUUGCCCUUUGAGCCAGUACUUUUUUGUGCACGCUUGUUGUGAUCUGUGUUAAAAAUCUGCAUUGCCAACAUUGCAGCUCCGACUUAAAACUUGUUACCCAAAUAAAUAUUUAAUUUUUUAAUUGCUCUUGUAUAAUCAGAUGCCCCUUUUAGUAUUAUUUUAGAAGGGAGGGUUUUGCCUAAAGUACAAUUUAUUGGGGAAAACUAGAUUUUAGUUUUAUAAAACUUUUAAGUCUUUCAUGGGACCUAUAUUUUCUUGAAUUAAAUUUUGUAGUUCUAGAACAAAUAGGUGAUCUAAAAGGUGUUAUCUGUGUUACUUAAAAGACAGAGGCUUCCUUUUAUUUUAACCUUCCGAGCAGUCAGAGAUUCCCAUCGCUAAGCACAAAGGCACUGAACCCUCAAGUGACCGUCUACAGAGAAGAAAAACAGCGCCGUGACCCUGCAGUUUCGGGAUGCUUCCUGCUUACAGGCGCCAGAGCCACACAGCGCCCCUCACCCGCGCCACAGGGAACACCGCCCGCAGGACGACGGCCCCGGGAGGGAGAGCCGUCGGCACGUCCGUGACCCACAGGUGCUGCUGGACUGGGCCUCCAAUCUGGACGGCAGCACAGAGGGGCCGCUGCAGAACUGGCAUGAACUGGACAUUUCGUAGGAAUUUAUACAGAUACUGGUCCUCAAAAGCCACGCUCCAGUGGUCUGCAAAAUAAAAUGAGUUGGAAACCUCUGAGUAUGAGAAA